UGAAGAUGGCGGAAAGUGCGAAUUUUCGAGGGGUAAAAAAGCCACAGAAUAGGUCAGCUACUGCUCGCCUUCGGUGGAAAAUGUUGGGAAAGGCACUUGCAGAACAAAAGAUUGAUGACAGGAGGACGGCAGUUUCAGUCAGAAGAUUUCUAAGCUUCGACCUCCUGUCAACCAAGGUCAUCCCGAAUACAGAUGCAGCAAAUGAAACAAGUCAUCCUGAGCAAGAUGAAGAAUAUCUUUGGUUUCAUUUUACGUGCAAGCAAUGUCAGCAGUUUGAAGCUGAUAUAUGUCAGUUGACUGGGACCCUCAAACUUGGAGAUUUCCUUGGCUUCAACAAUACUGGAAAUGUCUGUAUCUGGCCAUCAGAAGAAGUGCUGACAUAUUAUUGUUUAGGGGAUCCAGCCAAAUUUAAGAAGAAAAAUGUAUGUGAAUUAGGGGGUGGCAUGACAUGCUUAGCAGGAGUUGCAGUUGCAGUUGGUACCGAGGCAAAUGAAGUCAUUCUAACAGAUGGCAAUGAGAAGUCUAUACGCAAUAUACAACGCAUUGUUGAUAGAAAUCAGUCCAAAUUUGACCAGACUGAAGUAAAAACUUGUUCUCUUCGCUGGGAUGAAAAAUACUCCGCGUAUGAGGACCACUUUGAUAUUGUGAUAUGUGCAGACUGUUUAUUCUUUGAUGACUUCCGGGAGGAUUUGGCGAAGACCAUUCACAGUAUUCUUAAAGCUGAGGGAGAGGCCAUAAUAUUUGCUCCAGCUCGUGGCUCAACAUUCCAAAAGUUUGUUGAUCUUGCGUCUGGUCUUUUCAAGAUUGAGAAAGUGGAACAGUAUGAUGAUGUGAUUUGGGAGAAGCAUCUACAACUGUUGAAAACUAGUGAGGAUGUAUAUGAUCCUGAUAUUCACUAUCCAGUCAUGUUGAAGAUGAGCAAACCAUGAGAAAGUGUGGACCCCUGUUUCCCAAUCUCAGGACCGGUUUACUUCUGUGUAUCUGUUUUUCAUGUUCACUGAAAUAAGUCCGAGUAGAGGAACUGAUAUCUCAAUCAAGCUAGCCUGCAAACUGUGAAAUUUUCAUGAGCAUUUACCGGUAAUUGUCUUUAUCAUCGCAUGUACAAGGUCUACCAAUUCACGGAAAUUAUGCAGUAAAUGUAUUCACGUCUGAUCUGCUCAUCAUCUAUUCAUAAUAAGUUUGCUCAAAAACAAUCCAUGGCUUGCAUCACAAAUGGACUCGUUAUAAAUUUUGUUGUUGGAAAUGAUGUCAUUUUGUACCAAAAAUCUUCAUCUAUUGUAAAAUAUUUGAUACUGAUUACGUAAACCUAUUUAACUCAUUUUUUCAAAGCAAAGAAGACUAUGUUUCAAGGAAGAAAUACAUUAUUUACAUAUUUAUAGAAAUCUGUGUUUAUUUAUAUUAUCACAU
Molecule: messenger RNA, 1407 nt
Organism: Lineus longissimus
Lineage: Eukaryota; Metazoa; Nemertea; Pilidiophora; Heteronemertea; Lineidae
Product: calmodulin-lysine N-methyltransferase-like
Exons: 11
Coding region: 6-929 (307 amino acids)
Cellular component (GO): cytoplasm
Molecular function (GO): calmodulin-lysine N-methyltransferase activity
Source: RefSeq, a predicted model, not a curated record